ACGACUCUCUUAGCAUUUGAGUACUUGCUACCCUUAAGCAAUUGUUGCAAUUGUAAUUGGUCGAGUCAAUCUUCAGCAAUUGAGUUCUUGUAAUCAGCAGCUUUCAGCAAUAAUAUAGCUCAACUAUCUAAUAGAAUAAUCAGAAUUUUCCAAAACACCAGUUGUGAUAGUCACCAAGUUCAUGCUAGGAUCAUGGCUGACCUCAGAUCUUGCAUUAGUGAUUGGAGCAGGAUAAAGAAGAUUGAUAACAUAAAUUGUUUUGUCGGUCGACAGGGGAGACUAGAGUUGCAACCCUCCUCAGGGAAGAGGGGCAACAUAUCACUGGGCUGAUGAUGGCAACGGUGCUGAAAACCAUGCUAAAGGCUUGCCUAGUUGUGGCUUAUGGUAUGCUAACUAUGUUUAGAGCGACUUGUGCUGUUUUAAACAACCCAAUACAUAUGGUACCUUCAUUGAUGGAAACAGGAGCCCGCUUUCUUGUUACUAGGUUCCUCGGACAGUAUAUCUCUACUGGUUGUUUAAUUUUACUGGAGGAAGGAGGCACAAUUUUCACCUUUGAAGGAACCGGAAAGAAAUGUCUUCUUAAAACUUCCAUCAGAGUUCACAAUCCCCAGUUUUACUGGAAGGUUGCUACACAGGCUGAUUUGGGCCUUGCAGAUGCGUAUAUAAAUGGGGAUUUUUCUUUAGUCAAUACAAACGAAGGCCUUCAAAACUUAUUCAUGAUUUUCAUUGCCAACCGAGACUUAAAGAAUUCGGUCUCAAAGAGGAGGGGCUGGUGGACACCAUUGCUUUUCACUGCUUGUAUUGGAUCUGCGAAAUAUUUCUUUCGUCAUGUAACACGACAAAAUACCCUUACGCAAGCACGCAGGAAUAUCUCACGUCAUUAUGACUUGAGUAAUGAACUGUUUGCUCUUUUCCUCGAUGAAACAAUGACAUACUCUUCUGCGAUAUUUAAGUCUGAAGACGAAGACUUGAAAGUUGCACAGAUGAGAAAAAUCUCUCUUUUGAUAGAAAAGGCAAGAAUUGAUAAGGAACAUGAAGUUCUUGAGAUUGGAUGUGGCUGGGGAAGCUUGGCUGUUGAAGUUGUCAAGAGGAUGGGAUGCAAAUACACUGGCAUCACUCCAUCUGAGGAGCAAUUGAGAUUUGCUGAAAUGAAAGUGAAGGAAGCUGGCCUUCAGGACCGCAUAAAGUUCCUUCUUUGUGACUACCGCCAAUUGCCUGAUACCUGCAAAUACGACAGAAUUAUAUCAUGUGAGAUGAUAGAACAUGUUGGCCAUGAGUAUAUGGAGGAGUUUUUUGGCUGUUGUGAUUCAGCAUUGGCAGAAAACGGUCUGCUGAUUCUACAGUCUAUAUCCAUACCAGAUGACCGAUAUGAUGAAUACAGGAAAAGCUCGGAUUUUAUAAAGGAAUAUAUUUUCCCAGGUGGAUCCCUACCUUCAUUAAGUAGAAUAACAUCAGCAAUGGCUGCUUCAUCCAGGCUCUGUGUUGAGCACCUGGAAAAUAUAGGGAUACAUUACCACCAAACACUCAGAUGUUGGAGGAAAAACUUUCUGGAGCAACAGAGCCAAAUCAUCGCAUUGGGGUUCAAUGAAAAGUUCAUCCGGACAUGGGAGUAUUAUUUUGAUUAUUGCGCAGCUGGUUUUAAAUCAAGGACACUUGGAGACUACCAGAUUGUAUUCUCGCGUCCUGGCAAUGUCUGCGCACUGGGCGAUCCAUACAAGGGCAUACCUUCUGCUUAUUGAUGAUGAUGCGAAGAUCGUACCUUUUCCCUUCAAUAAUUCAUGUCGUCGUCUGAAGACAAAUCAGACCUGCUCAAGCUCGGAAACACUUUGUCUAAGUAUUUUUUUUUUUUUUUUUUGAAACACGAUAGAAAUGCAUUGAUGAAUAAUAAAACUACGGUGUGGGCAAUUUGACUUGUUUUCCCGGGUGAUCCAGAAUGUCUAGACGAUGCAUUUAUAAGGAUUGAAUAACGUUUUCCCGGAUUUUUUAUGCUAUAUUUUCUCACUGAGGUGUGGCAUACGAUUACCUCAAUCUAUUUCCUUCUUUCUUUUUUUCCUA
Molecule: messenger RNA, 2055 nt
Organism: Rhododendron vialii
Lineage: Eukaryota; Viridiplantae; Streptophyta; Magnoliopsida; Ericales; Ericaceae
Exons: 17
Coding region: 330-1739 (469 amino acids)
Molecular function (GO): methyltransferase activity
Source: RefSeq, a predicted model, not a curated record